UGCAAAUCGAUUGCUCAUAUGUCGCUUAACGGUUUUUGUUCAAAUGGGCUAGAGGUUGUAAAUUGUAAUAUGCUCGUAUAUUUUUACUAAAUGAACAGUUACAGGCCAUACAAAAAAGAAAACUGUUCUGAAGAUUCAAAAAUUUGGUGACAUAUAAGUAAUUGUCAUUAUAGUGACCCUAACACUUUUUGUUUACUCUUACAUUCUUCUUGAAACAAUAGCAUAAAACAAAUCUUCUAUGACAGUUAUCGGUAUCAUGUAAAUUAAAGAAAUAUAUUAAAAUUUAAUAAUGAACCUCCCAUAAAUAAUAAAAUUUUAAGCAACAACCAAAAAUAUGGCCACAUAAUAACUCGACAAAGUUUCUAUUGAUUCCAGGUCGCUUAUAUCAUAAUAAUGGCAUGCUGCUGUAAACCUGGUCGAUCCAACAAGUCCUCAUUAAGUUGCUUAGGGCGCUGUGACCUUCCCAAACAUCAAUGUUUGGACAAACACGAAGUAAGACCCGGACCAGUACCUAAAUACAUGGGAUGGCACUAUACAGCAAAAGAUGCCCCUGAACAUCAGUUGCGUUGUGGUUGGCGACCCGGCCAUAUUGCCUGUCCAGUUUUACGUAGAAUCGAACAACACAAUUGCAUGAAAUCCAGCGAAUGUUCACCAUGCGUCUCGAGUUGCGCAAAACCGCCAUGUUACAAACCGUGUUGCAUGCCACCGAAGUGUGUCGCCGUGUGCCCCUCUAUACCAACAUGCUGCAAAACUCCUCCUUGCAAUCAACCAUCAAUAAGAAUAGUAAGACAUGGCGGUCGUUACACCAUCAGCACCAAGCCUUCCAACAUAAGCAAUGCACCUUCUGGACCAUACCCUCUAAAAUAUGUUCUAAACACUGAUGAUGACGAUGAAACCAAUGCUAAAUUUAGUGUGGAAGCAAAAUUCAACGACUACAAUUUCGACUACACCAGCUCGCAGUCGUCUUUUGUUUUGGAUUUUUCACCUCCAGAAGCGAGGUGCUUCAAGCCAUGUCCUAAGAGGAGCACAUCCUGUUUGCUUUGUAAAAUAGAUGGGAAGUGUCCCAAGUAGAUUCGCAAAAUCACUUAAUACAUCCAAGAACUACACCCAAAACAUAAACUUUUCAUUUAAAUACAGCAACAUAAUAUC
Molecule: messenger RNA, 1149 nt
Organism: Danaus plexippus (monarch butterfly)
Lineage: Eukaryota; Metazoa; Arthropoda; Insecta; Lepidoptera; Nymphalidae
Exons: 4
Coding region: 394-1071 (225 amino acids)
Source: RefSeq, a predicted model, not a curated record